CUCUAUCACCACUGCUUCAUGACAGACGGGGAGGGGGAAGCGAAGAACUGUAAGCCCCGGAUCCAUCUUCAAGAGAAAAUUGGAAAGAGAGACCGCGUCCCAGUUUUACUUAUUUUUAGCGGCAUCUUUCCGUGCGAUCCGUGUUAGGGAGCCCGUGGAGGGGGCUGUGUCACUGUCUGUAGGAUGUCCCGACAUGAAGGUGUGAGCUGCGACGCGUGUUUAAAAGGGAACUUCAGGGGGCGGCGCUACAAGUGUUUAAUCUGCUACGACUACGACCUGUGUGCGUCGUGCUACGAGACGGGAGCCACCACCACCAGACACACCACCGAACAUCCCAUGCAGUGCAUACUAACCAGGGUAGACUUUGACCUGUACUAUGGCGGGGAGGCCUUCUCAGUAGAACAGCCCCAGUCCUUCACGUGUCCUUACUGUGGCAAGAUGGGCUACACAGAGACCUCCCUACAGGAGCACGUCACCUCGGAGCACGCCGAGACCUCCACAGAGGUGAUCUGCCCCAUCUGCGCUGCCUUGCCCGGAGGCGACCCCAAUCAUGUGACCGACGACUUCGCCGCUCACCUCACACUUGAACACAGAGCACCUAGAGAUUUAGACGAGAACAGCGGCGUGCGGCACGUGCGUCGGAUGUUCCACCCGGGCCGUGGUCUGGGGGGGCCGCGGGCCCGCCGCACCAACAUGCACUUUACCAGCAGCUCCAGCGGGGGGCUCUCCUCCUCACAGAGCUCCUCCUACUCUCCAAGCAAUAGGGAAGCCAUGGACCCCAUCGCAGAGUUGUUGUCUCAGCUGUCGGGCGUGCGUCGCUCUGCGGGCGGCCAGUUGAACUCGUCGGGUCCGUCUGCGUCUCAGCUGCAGCAGCUGCAGAUGCAGCUCCAGCUGGAGAGGCAGCAGGCGCAGGCGGCGCGCCAGCAGCUGGAGACGGCCCGCAACGCCACGCGCCGCGGCAACCCCGCCAACAUGGCCGCCACCGGCAGCGGAGGGGGAGGCGGAGGAGGAGGCGGGGGAGGAGGGGCAGCGGCAGCCAUACCACCCAACGCCUCCAACUCGGCCAACAACCCCUCCAGUAUGCCCGACAGCAACGCCCUGGCACAGCACAGCUCCCAGUUCCUGCUCACACGGUUGAACGAGCCCAAGAUGUCCGAGUCGGAGCGGCAGGCGCUGGAGAGCGAGCGCGCCGACCGCAGCCUGUUUGUGCAGGAGCUGCUGCUGUCGACGCUGAUGCGGGACGAGAGCUCCUCUUCGGACGAGGAGGAGCGGCGGGACUUCGGCGACUUCGGGGCCAUGGGCUGCGUGGACAUCACGCCGCUGGACGUGGCGCUGGAGAGCCUGAACCUGAAGAGCGAGGGCUCCCCCUGUGGCCGCGGAGGAGGCAGCGCAGGCAGCGGCGUGGGCGGAGUAGGCAAGGAGCCGCCGCCACGCCCCCCUCCUCUUUGAUGACGCACCCCCACUACCGCAACUUCAGCAAGCGCAACGCAGACUGUGUCCUCUGUGCUGUAACUGCCAAUGAUGACGAUAGUGGCGGCGUACAACAACAACUACAACAACAACACAUCAACACCGAUAAGAUAACGACAACAAACGGAAGAAAAAUGACAAAAAAAAAGAAACACGCGGCCGUUUCUCCCCCGAAGUUUUGUUUGCUUUUUAAUUUGUUUCCUUUUUUUGUUUUUGUUUUGUUUUGUUUUUCUUCUCGGGUUCGUUUUUUUUUGUUUUUGUUUUUCCCUGUUCUCUCUCUCUCUCGGUUUUCGCGGUGAUUGUAAUUUCUGGUCUGUCACCUUUGUUACAUUGUAUAAAUCCAUAGUGAAGAGAGUGAGUGAGUGUGUGUUUGUGUGUGUGUGUAUGUGUGUAUUGGGAAGGGGGGAACGGGGGAUUAUAAAACACAUCAACAAAAGGAAAAAAAAGACAGACAAAGUAAAGCGAGAACAAGGGGGUGCGUGCGUGUGAACGAGAGCGAGAGAGACGAGAAGAGAAAAAAGCUGCAGAAUGAAAGCGAGAGCGAAAGAUGAGAAAAUAAAUAUAUAAAUAUAUAUAUAAAAAUAUAUAUAUAAUAAUAAGUUGAUAAUCAAUUCCACAUAACUAAUUUUUUUGUUUCCUUUAGCAGGUGAGCGUAGGUAGCCGCGGCAGACUCCUCUGCUCUGUGUCCUAUGCUCAUGCAAACAAAACUCUCCUUAUAAAUAUCUCACAUUCAAAAACUGAAGAGGAAAAAAAAACAACCCAGAGACCUUCUCUCAUGAAGCUGCUGUGUGUAUUUAUGGCUAUUAAUGAAUAAAAAGUGCUUGGAUGGUUUACCAUAACUUUACUGCAUGAGGUUCUUUGCAGCGUGCAUGAUUUUUUUUAAUGACGUGGGUCAUUAAAAAAAGGACAAAAAUAUCCCAAAGCUUUCUUUAAACGUUGUUUUUGAAGGGUUACUUGAACAGAAUUUGAGUGAAAUAUUUUAGACUUAAAAAGAGUUUCUUUUUUUUUGUUUUGGUUCUAUGGUUUGUUAAUGGUUCCUCUUUCUUUUUCUUUUUUGUUUGUUUUUUUGUUUAGUUUGCUUUUAAAGGAUACACUGAUUGGGUUUGAAUCUGCAGCAGCUCCUCAUCAGCGAUCCAAUGCAAUGUCUUUGUGUCCCUCGUCCCCAAACGUCACUUCUCCCUCCCGUUGCCAUGCCACCCGACCGCAACCUAUGGCCUUACAACGGGGGCGGAACUUCUACUCUCAUUGGUCAAUAUAUAACCAGUUCAGCAAAAACAAAAAAGAUAAAUACAAAAAGGAAAAAAAAAUAGUAACAGUAAACCUAAACACACCUGAUCUUCUUUCGAAAUCAAGCUAGCAAUGUAGAGAGCCGUUUUUUUUUCUACUUGCCUGAGGACUUUAAAAAAAGAGACACCUUAUAAACUUGAAUCAGCAAAAAAGAAAACAAAAUCAAACUUUGUUAUUUUUCCUCCUAGUUAUGUCGAUGUUUUGGUGACAAACGGUGUUUUGAGGAUAAACCAGAUGUAGACUUGUACCAUUAUGCAGGCAGCGUUCUUCAAGCUCAAAGCUGUUCUCUCAUCAUCUCUAAUGUGCAAAGCAAGGUCCCCACGACUUCAACAGUUCAGACAAACCCCCCACCCCCCACCCCCCUUCAUACACACUUCAGCCGUGUUCGUCAGUGCAGUGCAGAUACACACUACCCCAUCAAACAUGAACACACCUCACCUUGACAUCACAGGAUCCCUUAAUAGCCUUGUACACCUCAGCUUGACCACACAGCAUCCCUUAGCAGCCUUGUACACCUCAGCUUGUACACAUCACCUCCUAGAUUGGUCCGGGCCAUCUCAGAAUCCCCUCCCCUCCCAGCCCAUCUCGGCUCACUGCACCGCACCAAACUCCAGCUGGCCUAGCCCAGCUCACCUUAUAGAACCCUACCCCAGCAGGGCCUUCCUCGGCCCACCACACAGAACCUCCAUCUGGACCCGUUCACUUGAUAAGCCCCACCCACCCACCCAACUCACCUCAUGAAGUGCCCACCUGCCCCCCGCCGCCUUGACUGACCCCACCCGCGCAGAGGGUGCGUUCCAAUAUGCAACCUUGCGUACUCCACUUGUGCUUGUGGCCUCGUACCAGGAAGUAAUAUGCCGUCAUGAUAUCACUGACAACAGCAUUAUAUUUCAAUAUCUCACAAAAGCUCAAUUGUUAAGUCAUUUUCUCAUUUUCAAACAGGAUGGUAAAUGGAGAAUAGUCCCCCAAAAAUUGUUUUGGCUAGGCUGACAGCAAGGAAACUUAACUGUUUUCUCCACAGAGGCGGGACAUCAGCAAAACGCGAGGCCUCAAUCCCAAGAGGAGGACGCAAGGUCGCAUAUUGGAAUGCACCCACAGAUCAACCCAACUCUCAUCACAGACCCUGUUAGUGCCCCACCAACCACCACAAGGCAGACUGUUUCUCAGCUUCAGACCACCAUUCAGACGGCUUAUCAGCUUUUCUCCUGACCGGCCUCCACCACCACUUGUACUCAGACCGCCCUCCUGGCUCCCCCCAGUGUCUGUGUCCAGUGAUGUAGGGGUGUGACUGAGACUAUCUACACAGCAGGCUCCCACCCCCCCUCUCUCAGAAGAAACGCUCUAAUUUACUUUGCUUAAGAUGGCACCUUCUAUUUAUUCAGAUUUUUUUUUUUUUGUUUAAAGCAAAAGUCUCAUUUUGGUUUUUAUUUCUUUUCUUUCCCCCUCUCUUUUUUGUUUUUGUUUUGUUUCCUUUUUUUUGUUUGGUCUCACUCUUGAUUCUUUUUAAAGCCUUGAUGUGGAUCAUGCCACCUCCAUGCCUAUACACGUAUCCUCUAUGUAAAAUACAAUGAGAUGUAUAUUGAAUUUGUGCGUUUAACUUUCAUAAUGGUUCCAGGACAUGGGCAGACUUUCUUUUUUAAUGUUAAUUUAGAAUACUACAAUAAAAACUGCGCACAGCUUUUGAUGAAAACGAA
Molecule: messenger RNA, 4451 nt
Organism: Engraulis encrasicolus (European anchovy)
Lineage: Eukaryota; Metazoa; Chordata; Actinopteri; Clupeiformes; Engraulidae
Gene: kcmf1
Product: potassium channel modulatory factor 1
Exons: 7
Coding region: 184-1449 (421 amino acids)
Biological process (GO): synaptic signaling
Cellular component (GO): plasma membrane
Molecular function (GO): zinc ion binding
Source: RefSeq, a predicted model, not a curated record